AUGCUAGGUAGCAAGCGACUGGGGCUGUGCGGACUGACCCUUGCUCUGUCCCUGCUCGUGUGCCUGGGCGCGCUGAUCGAGGCGUACCCCUCCAAGCCGGACAACCCCGGUGAGGACGCGCCGGCGGAGGACCUGGCCAGAUACUACUCGGCGCUGCGGCACUACAUCAACCUCAUCACCCGGCAGAGAUAUGGAAAACGAUCUAGCCCGGAGACACUGAUUUCAGAUCUUUUGAUGAGAGAGAACACAGAAAACGUUCCCAGAACUAGGCUUGAAGAUCCUUCUCUGUGGUGAUGGGAAGUGAAACUUGCUCUCCAGUCUUUUCCUACUUUUCACCCUAUAUUUCAUACUGUGAAACCAGAGUCUGCCCAUCCUUACAAUGCAUGCAGCCACUGUGCUGAGCCCAUCAGUAUUUUCCCUUGUCAACAUUGUAUAUAUGUGUGUUUAAAUAAACUAUCAUGCAAAACUGA
Molecule: messenger RNA, 470 nt
Organism: Chrysochloris asiatica (Cape golden mole)
Lineage: Eukaryota; Metazoa; Chordata; Mammalia; Afrosoricida; Chrysochloridae
Gene: NPY
Product: neuropeptide Y
Exons: 3
Coding region: 1-294 (97 amino acids)
Biological process (GO): neuropeptide signaling pathway; feeding behavior
Cellular component (GO): extracellular region
Molecular function (GO): neuropeptide hormone activity; neuropeptide Y receptor binding
Source: RefSeq, a predicted model, not a curated record